Molecule: messenger RNA, 5016 nt
Organism: Parastagonospora nodorum SN15
Lineage: Eukaryota; Fungi; Ascomycota; Dothideomycetes; Pleosporales; Phaeosphaeriaceae
Exons: 2
Coding region: 1-5016 (1671 amino acids)
Biological process (GO): nuclear pore organization
Cellular component (GO): nuclear pore inner ring; nuclear pore
Molecular function (GO): structural constituent of nuclear pore
Source: RefSeq, a predicted model, not a curated record
AUGGCUGAAGAAGACAGCCUCGCCGCCCUCCAGGGCCUGCACCGCGACCUGUGUGCGCACAUCGACCUGCAACUGCCCGUUCUCGAGCGUCUGAUCCAGAACCUGGAGGCGCAUCUGGAGGACCUAAAGAGCCUGCUAGACAAGAAGCCGCAGAGCGAUGCGAGCAGACAGGCCCUGAGCGCCGGCAAGAUCAAGCUCGGCGACGACGAGUACGAGGUCAACGAUGACUUCAAGCAGCAGACGCUCGAGCUGUCCGAAAACCUCAACCUGGACGAGCUCGACGCCGCCGCCCUCUUCCUCGGUGCCGAAACCGAAGCCCAGGAGCUCGACCGCUCGCAGCUGCAGACGGCCGUGAUCCGCUUCCACCGCCGCCGCGAAUAUGUCCUCCUCUGCCUGCGCAUCCUCAUGAAGACGGCGCUGGAUGGCGCAGACCCUGACGUGCCGGGCCUGGACGCGCUGCAGAUGGCAGUGCACAUUGUUGUCGGCGUAAACGAGACCACCACCCUCUCGAAUGCGUACGGCUUCUGGAUCAAGUGCCUGACCACCAUGGGUUCAAUAGAGCAGUGGUUGACCUCGGUCAGCGACCGCCUGAAUGCCACUUCCAUAGUUGGACAAGUGCCACUGGCGGGCUUCGUCGAGAUUAUGACCUUCCAGAGACAGAGUCUGACCAGGCAGCACGAGAACCUGGCCGCCAUAUGCACGCACAUGAUCAAGGCCGGAUACAUCAAUCUCGACUGCUACCAAUCGCUGCUCGCCCGUGCAAAGACUCUCGAGAGGCACGACCUCAUCACCAUCCACUACGUACCCUUGGUCCUUCGCGCCACAUCCUGGGCAGCCGCUGAGACAAAUCUCGUCUUGAAAGAUGCACGGAAGCUCCAUGACCAGCUCAUGGCAGGGCGCGACAACGACAACUGGACCUUGCGAAAUCUCCAUGCUGCAACACUGGCAUGGUGGCUGGCUGAAUAUAGCGGGAGAUAUGUCGAUCCAAACACCCAGGACCCAGCGAUGCAGAGCAUAAACUUCGAGGCCGAGGCCACUGCGCGUUCUGAUGCUUUCCUCCGAACACUCGACGAUGGCGCCUUCCACUUCAUGCUCUCAUUCAGUCAAGAUGUGCGUCCGACGCGCUGGUACGAUCCCCAGAAGACGAGCAUGUUGUCGACACUGCUGCAAGAUACCGCUGUUCUCAACACCGAAGCAAUAAUUCCAGAGGGCUUUUUCAAGACACUGGUCAUGGAACAACUGCAGACUUUUGUAGACUCUUUCAUUACCAACAUGCCGGACACGCUUCGAAGACUCAAGGUGGAAGAAGACGAUCAACGCAGACGGUUGCAAUUACAUUUCCAGCAAUCUACAGGUGAAUAUCCCAUGCACCUUGAAAGGUUCAUGGUUAUCGUCGCCUACGCCUUCGAUGGCUUUCCUGACGCAGCAGAGGACUUCUGGUCUGACAAGGAGAGCAAUCUCUACGGCUUUCUGCAAUGGGCCGCCAAGCGACAGCCAACGCCUCGGAUUGCCAUGUUUUGCGAAAUGCUGCGCGCCAUUUCUACCGGACAGGCCAACGCAGACUCGGCGCAUCGCUUCUUGAUGGAAGAAGGUGCCUCCGCCUCUGGAAAGAUCCGACGUACCAGUUCUCUAAGCUACGGGCACAUCUUCAGCGAGCUGGUCGAGUUUGAAAAGGACAUCCGCGAACCGAAGAAAACUAUCCAGAAUGGAGGAUACGUCCCUUCACAGAACCCCGUGGAUCAAAUCGUGGAACCUGAAAGUGCUACCAUGCUGGAAAGCUACCUACGUUUGCUGGCGCACGUAGGCCGGCAAAGCGAGGCUGCUCGAAACUUUCUCCUGGACAACAGAGAGCACGAUUUCGCCAACAUUUGCUUUGGUCUUUGCACAGACAAAGUCGAAAGUGGCCUGCGCGCCUCAGCAUACGACGCUCUGUCUGCCCUCCUCGUUGGAAAAGACUCUUUGCGUGCCUCCGGUAUGUGGAACCUGUUAGACAACUGGACAGUGAACGGUUUCUAUGCAGGUUCUAAGCCAAGCACUGCAAUGGGAGCUGUACCACGCGAUGACUUCUGGGCUACUUUAGCAGAGGGCUAUGAUGAGUCGGUGGCCUUUGUUCGCUUUCUCCACGCUCUUGUUGAGCCAUACCCACAAAACCAAGGCUUAAACGAUAGCUUGCCUUUUCCCGAAGGACUCGGUUCUUCACGUCGAAUGCCAGGUAUCGAGAGCUAUAUCGACUUUGUCAUGCAGCAGGUCUUCGCCGAGCGUUCUCAAGACAUCAUCGACCCACUGCAACGUAGCGUUAUGCGAUGGACAUGUCUAAGCUUCAUGGUGACUUGCCUUCAGACCUUCAACGAAAACUUAGUCGUCUUCGCAAACAAGUCUAGCAUACCCGUAGAUGCAGUCAUUGAUACAUCUUCUCUGGCCGUCUAUGUUGCUCUACAUCCAUUUACAAGAGUCAUGGAAUGGCUAUUCAACGAUAGGGUGCUCAAGGCACUUUUCGCGGCAUCCCAUCACGACGUGACUGAAGUUGAUGCGGCGCCAUCUGAUUCACCCCUCGUGCAGUCGUUGCUGCUAAGCAUCGAGGUCAUGGAUCAAGUCAUGAAACUACAGGCUACCUAUCUCGACAUCGUCCGGCCAGUCCUAAGGCAGCAAUCCUCUUUCCAGCAUUCUCCUGUAUCCAACCUUUCACUUGCCUCGUUCGAGGACGCAGUGCUCAGCAAUCUACAAGUGAUCGUAGAUCUUGGACUGUAUUGUGGCACUGGCCACGAGGCGUUGACCAUUGCUUCACUUCAACUGUUAGAGAAGAUGGCCUCCUCACGGAAACUCGCAAUUUCUCCAGCUGGCUUCGGACAGCGAUCUGGUAGAAGCAAGAUUGUAGGAAUACUUGAAAAGGACAACGAAGCUGAGCGUAUUGGAAGAUCACUUUCGGGACUGAUGAGGUUUAGCGCAGACGAGCUUGAAGCAGGCCCGGAUGCCUCUGGAUACACGGUCAAAUUACGCAUCCUCGACUUUCUCAACAGCUGCCUGGCUGCAGUUUCUCUGCGUCCUACCAUUGCACACAUACUACUAGGAUUCUCCUGUGGUAGUAACACUGUUCACGUUGCCGAAGACAGUCUAUGGGCAAAUGGUCAAUCACUGUUUCAUGCGAUACUCUUACUCAGUGUCGAAUAUCCAGACAACAACGGCGAAGAGUUCUUAGCGUGGCGAUCCGCGCUCAAGACACGUUGCUGGGAUAUUCUGCAGAAGCUGUGGCGUUCACCACUGACAAGUGGCAUUGUCAUGGAAGAACUACGUGAGAACGAAUUGUUGUUCAUCGAGGCGCCUCAACUGGUCCCCAUAUCGCUCAACGCCUCUUGGGACGGCGUCUCCUUUGCACAAGGACUAGAGCAGGCGGCUGUCAACGACUACUCAUGGUUUUUUGCUGAUAUUCCGGGCAUUGCUCUCCAAAAUUUCCUCCAGCGACGUGCUGCCUUCCUGGAUUACGAAUCACGCGAGCUGCGCCUCACCGUCAAAGAGAGCAUGCCGACGAUGAGGUCGAGAAUUCAGUCGGUGCUACUAGGCACCAGUGUGCGACCUGGUGAAGAUCCUGUUCUCAAUCCCACCAUAUUUGAUCUGUUCGAUUUCGUAGAGUUUGAGUAUCCGGAGCGCUCCUUACCUGACCAACACCCUAUCUUCGAAGGUGUCAACUUAUCGUCUUGCCUAGAAGAGAAGGAAGGAGUGGAGCUCUAUUCAGAACCUCUGCUGGAGCAGGUAAUUCUCUUGAGGAUGAAGUAUUGGCGCAAGGAUGGAACCAUCCCAAUUUGUGCUACAACAGAUGAGCAGAUAGAAGCAGAGGCUCCAAAAAUGGCCGAGGCUCAUGCACUUCUACGCGUAUUCGCUGAUUGGAAUCGCCGACAACAGUUACGUCGAUAUCAUCGCGAAAUUCUGCAGUCUUGGAUUCAGGUACUGAUGGUCGCCGUGCAUAGCUGCGACUUUGACGCCGGUUCACGAUCCUCGUUUAUCCUACAAACGAUUCAAGUAAUUCUACCGAAGCUGGAACAAGCAUACACUUCUGACGUGUUCACGGCACUGCAACUCGCCAGUCUAGCCGAAUCUCUUGUUCAGAAGAUUGAUUUUGCAUCAACCGCGUUUGACAAAACCGGAGACUUCGCCAACGAUCGCAUAUCGCAACUGUUCCGUGCAGCAUUGGCAGGCAUUUACAGUCCCGUCUCCAGCCCUGAGCUACGAGAGUACUGCUACCAAAUAUGCUUCCGAUACAUACAUGGCACAUUCCACAAAGCAUCGACAAACACGCUUCUUGGUCGGCAUACUAUGGACGCAAUCAAGAAUUGCGGUAGCCAUCUGAUCGAAACGAUCUGCGACGACGCUUAUAGCGGGCAAGGAACCUGCAAGAUCUCGGCGCUUCUCCUCCUCAAUGCCAUGGUCGCAAUUGCAACUCGUCAACAAUCCAAGCACAUGCUUGAAACCUUCGUGUCGCUGAAUUUUGUUGGAGUGCUAGUCGACAACUUGAAGCACAUUCCCGAAGAGCUCCGCGCUGCUGCUGCUCCACAAAUCCCAGCGCUACUCUCGUACUACGACGCCUGUCUCGCACUCCUUCUUCGCAUCUGCCAAAGCCGGCUCGGCGCCGCAUAUGUUCUUAAUGCGGGGCUUUUCCUGUCCAUUCGGGAUUCGCAGAUUUUUGCGGUUGAUCCAGAUAUUGGGCUGGAAUUUGAUGAUGCGAAGGCCUUGAAGAAGUAUUAUGAACUCAUGCUUUCUGUACUUCGAGUCAUCAACGCGGCAGUCAUUGCAAGAGGAAGACAGAACGAUCAAACCGUGUUCCAAGCAAGGGAGUUCUUGAAAGACAAUCGCCAUAACAUGGUGUCGAUUUUCAAGAGGAGCGUCAAUGUCGGAGCUGGUCAACACAUGGAAGUGGAACAAGAACUUGUUGACUUGGUGGAUUGUUGGACAGUGCUGGUGGAAGUCACGGGGUUUUUGGAGGUCGUCACAGAGAGCCUCAUCACCUCUGGCGAGGAAGCGUAG